AUGCCCAACGAGGUCCAGUUUGCUGUAACAACCUCCACUCAUAGCCCUAGGCCGCAGGAUGAGCUUCCUAAAAAGGCCUCUUGUGAUGCCUGUCGUCGGCGAAAGGUCAAAUGCGACAGAAUUCAGCCAUGUAGCCAGUGCACAUCCUCGUUCUACGACUGCACAUUCUCCGAGCCAGCCCGCAAGAAGCGCAAAACGGCAACGGAUGAGAAGAUCGAGCUUCUCGAGCGCCGAAUAAAGGCCAUGGAAGAAGCGGCCCAGGCUGCGCCAGACUUACCUACUACAGCAUCAUCGCCUGUUUCGAGAGGCCUACCACAGGCCCAGGCAGCCCAGCCCGGUGCAAAAGUCUUUCAUCCUACUGAGAAAGGAGAUCUGGAGUUCACAGGCUAUUCGGCUGACCGUACAUUUAUCGAAGGCUUCAAGCACAAGCUCGGAGACUGGGAGCUCGAUGCAACACAUAAACGCGUCCCUGCUGCUUUUGCAGUUCCAGGACUCUUCGAUACAACUCGGGGACCGGCAGUCGAUGUCGAGCUUCCACCCAAACAUGUCGCCAGAAAACUAGUUGACGCGGCACUGGAUGCCCAGAUUCUGUUUGGCAUCAUCCACCGCCCGUCGUUCAAUAAUCUGUUCACGCUCGUCUACUCCCUUGAUCGGUCUCAUUACAGUUUAGAGGAAUGGCGGUUCCUGGCCCUUCUAUACGCCGUUCUUGCUUACGGUGGCCUGUUCAUUGACGCCGCUGAUGGCCAAGAGAACGAUGUCCUUUCGAACUCGUCCUGUUACUACGAGAAAAGCCUACAGCUGCAAAAUAUCGCCGAUUGCAAAGACCUUGUCUCUCUCCAGGCCAUCUUCUUCAAGAUCCUUUACCUCCUCGCAACCACCCGAGUCUUCACCUGCUACACCUACGUGAGUACUGCGCUAUCAGUGGCAUUACGGAUGGGACUCCAUCGAGUAGACUCCUCCACAGCCCCUCAGGAUUUGAUCCAGCGGGAGACCGGAAGACGAGUAUUCUGGGCCGUUUGGACGCUCACCAAUGAAGUUGCCGCUACCUGUGGACUUCCAGUUCUUCUCAGCAGCGAAGAGAUCGACCAGGAAACCCCAAUUGAGGUUAACGACUCCUAUAUCGAAGCGCGACAGAUUCUGCCGCAGCCGGAAGGUGAAUUCUGUUUGACAGCCAUCGCCGCAGUGUAUCGACGACUCCAUAAUGUUUUCCAAAAGGCAGGAAAGCACAUUUACUCUGAGAACCAGACCAGUCUGCUCCAGACAGGAGGUGUAGGGAGCCACCUCGUGAGCAUGAGUAAAUUAAAAGGAAUUGAAAAACAGCUUCACCAAUGGGUUCGACAGUUACCCGACCAUCUUGUUCUAGGCAAUGGACCCGACGACCCUGAACUUGCCGCAGCCCGGUUUAACCUCUGCAUAUUAUACGCACACGCACAGCUCUACAUAUACCGCCCCUUUCUCCGACAAUUCAUGAUGCACACAGGAAAUCCAGACCAGGCAGAUAGCACAAGCUCGAGAUGGCUCGCGACGAUAUGCAUACAGGCAUGCGAGAACAUCAUCAUCCUAUGCGAAGACAUGUAUAAACGGGGCUUACUAGCCGGCGGGAACUGGUUUACGACUCGUGCAUUAUUCAGCUCGACCCUGACUCUCUUCUACGUCGCCCUAUCAUCCAAAGACCCCGGGUUGCUUCAGACAGGAUCGAUUUGCACGCGUUUGGCACUGGGUAGGAAAGUCUCGGACAGUCUUGCGAAGCGCAGUGGCCUUGCCCAUCGGUGGAAAGUCAUGAUGACGGUUAUGAUCGCAACCCUCCCAAGCAGUGCUCGUCAUAUACAAGAGAAGCUCCUCAGCUUAGACAGUAUGAUGCCGGACCUGACCUUAUACAAAGAUCAAUCUCAACCGGAUGAUGUUUACACAACCUCUUUAGGAGCGUCGGCUCUAAAUCUCCUAGGCAGCGACAGUUCAACCGCCGAUAAAGUCAAAUGGCUGGCACCCCAUCAUCUCGAAGCCCUUGGCCUUGGCUGUCCUGAACAUGAAGACUGCCAGUCUCCUUCGUGUAGGCUGGAUCUAGAAUCAGCUCGCGAUAAUAUAGGCCUCACUGAUGUCCCUCAACUUGAUAACAAUAUCGGAGACUACUUUCUGGGGAGCAAUGUGCCCGGAGCCAGCGAUGAGCCAGUUAGUAUGCCACUGGAAAGCGAAGUGGGAUUUGGAGAUCUCGACGAGUUUCUGGAUCUUCAGAACUGGCUAUAG
Messenger RNA from Aspergillus versicolor CBS 583.65, 2244 nucleotides. RefSeq lists its product as uncharacterized. Gene Ontology annotation, molecular function: zinc ion binding; DNA-binding transcription factor activity, RNA polymerase II-specific; sequence-specific DNA binding. Gene Ontology annotation, cellular component: nucleus. NCBI's taxonomy places the organism in Eukaryota, Fungi, Ascomycota, Eurotiomycetes, Eurotiales, Aspergillaceae. Bases 1 to 2244 code for a protein of 747 amino acids. The record is from RefSeq and is a predicted model, not a curated record. Gene Ontology annotation, biological process: positive regulation of transcription by RNA polymerase II; DNA-templated transcription. The transcript has 4 exons.